Molecule: messenger RNA, 1299 nt
Organism: Diatraea saccharalis (sugarcane borer)
Lineage: Eukaryota; Metazoa; Arthropoda; Insecta; Lepidoptera; Crambidae
Source: the annotation of a GenBank genome assembly
AACUAUUUGAUAUCAGUACAUCCUGCGACUCUGUUCAUGAAAGAAUAACAAUGAAAAAAUUAUAAUUUGGGUUUCGAACAAUGAUAAAAAUAAAGCACAUUUACUGUGACAAUAUGGUGGCAACCCUAGUGUUAUACCUAGAGGUAAGCUAAAGUCCUGGGAAAUUUAACACGAGAGCGUUACAAAACCUGCUCAGUAGCGUCUGUGUGCUUCGCCGAUUUCUAUCUCUGCAUUUUGAUCUCACUUCUAAGAAGUCAUAAUGUCUCUCGAUCAGGAUUUCCAGAAAGUCGCCGAGUCUGUGAGGAACUGGAAGACCAGGCCCUCUGACAAUGAGAACUUGGCUCUCUACUCUCUGUACAAACAGGCCACCAUUGGCGACGUUAACAUCGGUAAUAAACCUUCAUGUAAAUUAGAACCUUUUUACGAUUUCGUAAUAGAACGACAGUAGGACUUUUAUUAAUUCGUCAUGUUACUUUUUACAAAUUUUGUCAAAGAAUAAAAGGCCUAUAAAAAUAUACAUUUUUCUUCAAAAAUUCCUACGGAACGCGUUGAUAUCUAUUGAAGUAAAAUGAGGAAAAAGUUUAUUUUAUAAAAAUCUUAAUUAAAAACGAAUUAAUAUCCUUGGAAAUCCCUAAUAAAGUGUAGUUUUUUAUAUUGAGAAAUUCUAUGGUAGAAUGUCUAUUGAAACGUUAUUAAUAUAAAUAGAUAUAUUUAGGAAUUUCUCUCAAUCAGAAUGUCGUUAUUUAGUGUCACACGCCAAGGAAAACUCGAACCCAUGUACACUAAAUAUCUUUCAAGUCCAGUCCAGACAUUCCACUAAAUAUAAGAAUUUUAACAAAAUAGCAUUUUGAAAUAACAAUCUGAAGACCAAUGACUGUUAAUACAUAGUUUUCGUGGAAGGAUUGAAGACUUGUAAGAUUGUUUUUAUGCUUGCCUAGCAGAAAGUACAGUUUUUCUAUUAGGUUUCAUUCUAGAACUCUAUAAAAAAAAGAUUUUUUUUAUAUAAUAAGUAUCUCUUGUUUUCUUUACAGCCGAACCCAGCGGUAUGGUAGAAAAGGCAAAAUUCAAGGCUUGGACCGGCCGCAAAGGGAUUUCUCAAGAUGAUGCCAAAAAACAAUACAUCGAUUUAGCGGGACAAUUGCAGGGCAAAUACGCUUAGACUUAGUACCUUAGGUUAUACGCAUGCUCAUUACUAUUACUUAUUUAUAUGCAUUUAUUUAUUGUAAAGAUCUAUCAUCAUUGAAAUAAAAAAAUAUUAAAAGCAAAUGGUGAUUUUUACUUCAAAUGAAAAAGAAAGAA